This is a messenger RNA of Adineta ricciae, 2208 nucleotides long. Lineage: Eukaryota; Metazoa; Rotifera; Eurotatoria; Adinetida; Adinetidae. The record is from the annotation of a GenBank genome assembly.
AUGAAAAAUCAUCCACGUCUAGGGAAAGUUUGGAUGGAAGAAAUCGACGGUCGAUACGGCGCUGAAACUAUUGAAAAAAUACGUUGCAAGGAAUGCACAUAUGAAAAAGCGUCAAAUGAAUCUGGCAUUCCUGUUGGAACACUCGCCUCUCGAAUAUCAAGAAACUCGAACGGUCCUGUUGGAUGUCCCACUGCUUUGAAUACAAACGAAGAGAAACAUUUGGUCGACUUGAUCUUGACCUUACAAAGCUAUGGGGAAUUAUCGGCUAUCGAAGACGUAUUGAAGUAUGCAUCUGAGUUUGUGGAGAUUAUGCAUUUGGAAUCUCGUUUCAAAAAUGACCAACCGACGCGCGAAUGGUAUUAUACUUUUAUUACACGAUGGAAAACUAAAUUGAAUGUCAUGACAAGUAGAAUAUUGGAAAAGGCGCGUGCGGAUGUGACAGUUAGCACGGUGGAUGGCUGGUUUGCUAAAUUGUAUUCCAUUUUGGCCAAGUAUGACUUAUUUAAUAAACCAGAGCAGAUAUUCAAUUGUGACGAAAGCGGCUUUCGCGACGAUCCUGGAAAGAAAAACGUUGUUGUGAGCCGUGAUACUAAGUAUGCGAACAAGGUACAUGGUGGCAGCGGCAAGGACAGAACCACGGUCUUACUGACAAUUAGUGCUAGUGGAAUAUGUUUUCCUCCAUACGUUAUAUAUAAAGCAAGGCCCUUGCAUGAUAUUUGGUGUCCUCGAAAUGCAAUUCGAGGAACUGUUUACAAUUGUACAGAUAGUGGCUGGAUUAAUGAAGAGACGUUCUUUGAUUAUUUGAAAAAUAUGUUGAUUCCGUUAACCAAAAACAUCCCGCAUCCACUUCUUCUUAUUUUUGAUGGUCAUACUUCUCAUUUAUCGUUAAAAACGGCACGAUUAGCAACGGGACAUCAAAUUCAUCUUUUAUGCUUGCCAGCAUAUUCAACUCACUUGUUGCAGCCAUUGGAUGUUUACACCUUAAAAUAUGUGAAAGCGCAAUGGAGAAGCUUAUUAUGGGAUUACAAUAAUAGAAACUCGUCAAAAAAACUGGACAAACCGGAUUUCAUUCGAUUAUAUCGUCAUUUAUAUGAUUAUGCUUUGUUACCAACACAUUGUUCAUCUGCGUUUAGGAAAGCUGGGAUCUUUCCGUAUGACCCUCGAGUAGUGAAACGAGACAGGUUAGUUAAAACAUCAACAUCAUCAUCAACAGUAGCAAUGAAUACUUUUCGACGUUCAAAGUCAGUCGGAUUUGAUUAUAAUGAUAAUCAGCCAACAACAAUUACUCCAAUUCCUUUGCAAACAUCGUAUUCGAACAAAAGACGCGAAGUAGUGAAAUAUCCAUCGAAUCCAUCUCUAUUUUCUGGUUAUGGUGAUGCUGAUAAAUCGAAUGAACCAGAAACAUCAUCGAAUGAUGCUCAACAUGUGAUAAGUCAACUUGAUACUACUAUUACAACUCUUGAUUCGAUUAUGCUAUCAAUGCCAAACACUUCGAUUAGAUUAAGUACUAAUCAACAUUGCCCUACCAGUUUUGACUCAUCCACAUGUACAACAAACGAUGAUUUACCUGAUUCAUCAGUUUCUACUAUGCAUGACAUGUCUUCAUUUUCACCAACAGCAAAUAGUUCAAUGGUUUCAGCAAUAUUUUUCACUUCGCGAGAAGAAGAUCCUUCUUUGGUUGCAAUUGAAAAAAUUGUGGCGAAACAUUUUCUCGGACGUUCUUCCAACAGCACAAGAGGCAAAAGACACAUCGCUUCUAGUGGAAAUGACAGGAACGUUACAGAUUUAAAUGAAAAUUCGAAAAAGGUAAUCAAUGCGCGAGCACAAUCUAAUGUGUCAACCGUUACCGCUAAUACUAUGUUACAUGAACCGAUGAAAAGCGUAGCAAUAGCUACUUCUCAAAGCACUGCAUUACCACCCAUUACUUACAUGUUAACAUCAGAUGCUUCCCCAACGAUAUCGUCAUUCCACUCAAGUGUUGGAAUUUGUGGUCAGCUACAGAGUUUAACACAAACGUCUACCAUUCAAUGUCACUUAUGUUUCAAUAUUAUUCAAGCACUGGAAACAACUAGCAAUUGUCACCAAUGCUACAAGAUCCUCUGCUGGAAAUGUAGCACCAAAAUGAAUGAUGCUUAUCAACUUUGUUACCCCUUUCGAUCAUUUUAUGCUAAUCAGCAACAUAAUUACUACAGUUACACACAAUUAUAA